Hypoxylon fragiforme is the source of this 2295-nucleotide messenger RNA. Its product is annotated as fungal-specific transcription factor domain-containing protein. The record is from RefSeq and is a predicted model, not a curated record. Gene Ontology annotation, biological process: regulation of DNA-templated transcription; DNA-templated transcription. Bases 104 to 2137 code for a protein of 677 amino acids. The transcript has 6 exons. Lineage: Eukaryota; Fungi; Ascomycota; Sordariomycetes; Xylariales; Hypoxylaceae. Gene Ontology annotation, molecular function: zinc ion binding; DNA binding; DNA-binding transcription factor activity, RNA polymerase II-specific.
AUCCAGCUCAGAAUAUCGGCUACGGGCUACGGGAUACGGGAUACGGGAUACGGGAUACGGGAUACGGAAUUCCAAAAAAGAAAGUAACAGCCAGUUGGCACCAAUGAUGUCGUCCAGCUCAUCGGGAAAGCCACCCAGGGUGCUCGCUUGUGUAUUAUGUCAGAAUAGAAAGAUCAAAUGUGAUCGCAAAACACCUUGUUCCAAUUGUCUCAAGGCCAACGUCACAUGCACACCAAGCACGCCCGCGCCCGCUCGUAAGAGGAGAAGGCCCAAUCAAGACUUACAACAAAGGCUUGCGCGGUGCGAGGAACUAUUAUCAGAGUAUGCUACGGCGAAACCACCCGCUUCGUCUUCGGAGUCCCCAAGCCAAGAGGAGCCUUGGAGGACCCCCGGGAAGUUGAUACUUGACGAUGGCAAUAUCAAAUUUUUGGAUAGUUACUUAUGGGUCACUAUUCACGGUGAGCUCGCAGCGAUGCGCGAAAUCAUCGAGGAUGAAGAGAUGAUAGAUGACCCUUGCACUCCUGCCGAUUCUCAAGUUUCCGAUCUGAACGCAGGCUUGGUACUAACUGACACCUCCACUACCAACUUGGAAGAACUACAUCCCCAGCCAGCCCAUGUCUUUCGCUUGUGGCAGAUAUUCCUCGAAAGAGUCAACCCCUUAACCAAAGUAAUACACGUGCCCUCAGUUCAGCCCAUGCUCGUUGAAGCAGCGUCAAGCAGAGCAAACAUACCCAGAAACAUCGAGGCUCUUUUAUUUUCUAUCUACUUGUUGGCUGCAGUAGCCUUGACCGAGGAGGAGUGCAUAGAGCGAUUUGGAUACACCAAGGAUGAGGCAUAUGGUCGCUUUUCCAAAGGUUGUCGCUCGGCUUUGAUGCGCAUCGGCAUUCUAAAAAACUAUGACCUAGUUGUCCUACAGGCCAUGGUGCUAUUCUUGUUCUCUCUCCCUGGCCGAUAUGACCGGCAUGCCGCGUGGAUCCUGAAUGGCGUGACCGUGAGAGUUGCGCAGAAGAUGGGGCUUCAUAGGGAUGGUGAUUAUCUUGGGCUUCCGCCUUUCGAGACUGAAAUGCGGCGACGCAUCUGGUGGCGGAUUAUUCUGCUGGAUGCCAUGUAUGCCUUGAUGUCUGGCCUCGGCCAUUCUCUGCUUCCACGCUCCUGGGACACCAAACCGCCACUAAAUAUCAGCGAUUCUGACCUUUAUCCUACCAUGACAACCAUCCAGCCCAAAGACAGCCCGACGGAUAUGAUAUUUUGUCUGAUAUGCUGCGAAAUUGCGAAAGUAUUGGUUGAUACGCCCGAACUUCACAACGUUAUCUUGCAGAACGAGGUGGGCUCCGAAACUCCGGAAAGAGAGAAGAUUGAAAAGGCGUCUAGGCGUAUCGAAGCGAUGGACAAAGACGCCUCGGAGCUUCUAAGCAAGUACUGCGAUGUCUCGAUGGGCCCGAUACAUGUACUAGCGACUGAGACCAAGCAUUUAAUGAUUGAGAAGCUACGCCAACUCAUUUGUCCUAUGAGGAGUCAACCGGAAUGGGGGACGGAGAUCCUGACGCCCCAAGAUAAUUUAUUUAAAAUAUCACUCACGUCCGGAGAACAGAACUUGAGGAUGUACCAGAUACCUCAGACCCAUGGUCAAUUUUCAUGGUUCAUGAUGUCUCAUUUUCAAAUAGAAAUAUUUUUGUAUAUGGUUGGGCAGCUAAGCUGGCGCACAUCAGGGCAGCUAGUAGAAAGAGCAUGGGCCUCCGUUGAAAUCAUAUACGGAUUCCAUACAGAACUCUACGACCUAUCGGUGAAGGCACAUGUAGCGGCCGCCUUGUGUACGAUCCGCGCUUGGAAGGCUAGAGAAAAGAUGCUACGAGAAACCACGAACUCGCCUCCCGAAACGCCAGGUUAUAUACGUAGGCUCCAAAGCCUCCUUCCACUAGACGAGAGUAAGAGCACACGCGUUGAUGAGUCGCCUGGCUUGAAUAGCCACAACGUUGGUCUACCAGGAAAUACUCAGCCCCCCGUGGAUGUGACGUGGGAUCAGAUGCUUGGAAUAGGAGUCAUCGACUGGGGCGAUAUGUUUGCGGUACCCAGUGGCGGACAGACACAGGGGGGUCAUGGAGGCUUUGGGACGGCGUUUGGGGGUGACUGGAUGUAGACUGGAUAUAGAGAGUAACUAUUCCCUAGACGUGGAAUUGCCGGGUUAGGAAUCGCUACUCAUCGUAUUGGAUGUUUGACGCCUACUGCUGUUCGAGCUUGGCUGUAAUCGACAUGGUUUUUAUUGGCCUCGCUGGAUCCCCAAUCAUUCGGAAUAGA